Acaulospora colombiana is the source of this 1689-nucleotide messenger RNA. The record is from the annotation of a GenBank genome assembly. NCBI's taxonomy places the organism in Eukaryota, Fungi, Glomeromycota, Glomeromycetes, Diversisporales, Acaulosporaceae.
CUACCCAUUCAGAACGAUCAAGAAACCCGGCUCGCUGUAAUGGGUCUUGUACAAGAUGCAUCAUUCGAUGGGUUCAGUGGCGCAGACCUUGCUGCACUUGUCAGGGAAGCAGGUGUCAUCGCUUUACGGAGGACAAUAAAGAGUUGGGGAAGCUCAAUACAAGGGCAGACAGUCACACCGAGUGAUACCAAGGUCACGGUUGAGUUUAAAGAUUUCGAAUCGGCUUCGACCAAGGUCGGACCAAGUGUUUCCAGGGCGCAACGCAAGAAAUACGAAAAUCUCAGGACGAAAUUUGCUGGUGCCGUUCCGAUCGUCGAGCUGAAACCUGCAAUGUUCAAUAACCUACCAAAUCUGACAAUCCAGAUGAGUAUCCAGAAACCAGGUGAUGCGAAUACCCCGGCAGCACUCCAGUCACAGCAGAUACCGUAUUCCAUCACCUUCAAGGGUAAAUACGACGCUUCACAAGCCUCCAAUGUGACGUCUACGCCAUUCGACGGGCAAUCAUCAGAAUCAGUCACAGUGGUUAACAACUUUACCAAACAAGGUCUCACAAAAGGACAAACCGCUGCUGCCGUCCUGAUGCCAAUCCUCUUUGUAGCCGCCUGUAUUGCCGGCUACGUCUUUUGGUCCAGGAAGAAGGAAGCUAGCAGGCGCAAGGAGUACAGGGAGAACCUCGAUCAGCGCAUGUCUAUCGCUCCUGGAGCGGAUUGGGCUCCCAUUUCCGCUGCUGGUGCCGCCGCUGCCAUCCGCCACUCUAUGGCGGGGGAUCGCAACACUCGCGCUAGUAGCUUCUUUGGCCGUCAAUCUUCUGUUUACCCCGACCCUCCUCAGGAAAUGCGCCAGACCAACCGUGGCCGCAACCCCUCGACGGAACAAUCCAGGACUUCCCGCAUCUCGUUUGCUGAUACUACUGUGGAUCGCUCUGCUGAUCGACCUGCCGUGCCACCACUUCCUGCUGCCUAUCGCAAGUCUGCUUACACCAACGAGGAUGAGGACUCUAGCCCCGUUCACCAGACUUUGAGCCCCACCCAGCGUCAAGGCGCCUUUGCCCUCGAUGAUGAUAGUAUCCGUGAUCGACUUAGUGGUGCCAGCACAAACAAUGCUCGUGCAAGUGUAGCGGAUGCAUUGGGAAAUGAUGAUACUCUUCCUGCUCUUGCCAUGAUGAGGGCCAAUGAGUCACCGGCCCCUCCUGCCCCCGUCUUGACACGUGAAUCGACUGCUGGCGACUACCGUACCUACUCAAUCGGGGCAUACUCAGGAAACACUGAUAGCAUCGCAACUGAUGCAAGCCCAUCGUAUUUCAACCCGCCAACUAACGCCUCUAAUCCCGAUGAUGCUCUUCGUGACUAUGCCUCUCGUACUCCACAAAUGGUACCGGUCACUACCACCGCUUCACCUUUCUCUGGAUUCGCUGCUGGUCCUGGUCUCGCUGCUGCAGCUGGAUUCGAUAUGUCUCCGGACGCAGUGUUCCGCGCAUAUGCUGCCACCCGUCCCAGUGCUCCUCCAACCACGGUAGCCCCAGGGACUCCUACCACCAUGAGGGCAUUGUACAACCCGACAAUGACUCAGGGACUUGGGCUGCGACAGAGAGCUGAUACCCUAAGCUCCAUGUAUGGCAACAACAAUCCUUACCGCGCUUCCAUGGCCCCCAGUAGCGCCAGCGACGAUCUGGUUGGAAAGGCGCAAUAA